Messenger RNA from Porites lobata, 3005 nucleotides. Lineage: Eukaryota; Metazoa; Cnidaria; Anthozoa; Scleractinia; Poritidae. The record is from the annotation of a GenBank genome assembly.
GUAUAAUUCUUCCGUGCAGUGGAUUGUCGAGUUUCCGACUGGUUUUAUUCAAACUGAAUUACCUAACUAAUCACCUGCACCCUAUAAACAACAAUAUCUGAGUCAAAAUGGACCGUAAAGAGGUAAAUGAAAGCGAUUCCUUUUUUGGUUGGUUUUCUGUAAGUGGAAAACUAUAUACUAAGAAAUCUGAGCUAAGAAUCGAAAUUUUUAUUUCACUUUCGCUUUCCAUAUUUCACAAAGACGAGGAAAGAUCAUAUAUUAUCCUCUUUCUUUUAUCUGUAAGUGGCAUUCAGAUUUCCCAUUGUAACGUGCAGGUUUAGAAAGAAGACGAUUGAGUUUUAAAAUCCCCCCUUUUAGAGUGCAAGCUCUUGAUUAUCAUCUGUUUGCUGUUUAGGUUAAUUCCGAAAAUGCAAGCAAUGGCGUCGAUAGAGAAGACGAAACACGCGCACUUCAAGGCAACAGCCAAGAGGAAUCUCCCCCAGAACAUCAAUUCAGCGAGGCUCAGGUCGAUAGUGAAAACAAUGUUUGUGGUUGCGCCAGGGCCAAAGUUGCUGUUAGUGACAGCGACGAACAAGAACGAUGUCCUCUUUGCGGCAAAUUGAUAGCGCUAGGAGAGAGAGCUGCUACAAGGGGCGGUCAGGAGAUCACAGACUCGAGACCACCUCAUUUUGCUGGAGGAACUGCAGAACCAGUGAAUGUUUUGGGAGGCGAAGCAUUUGCUAAUAGGCUAAACUUCCUUCCCGAUAACGCUGACGAGAUAUCUUCCUUCCAAAGCAGCAGUAAUUCUUCAAUGGGACAGAGCGUUGGAUUGAAUUCGACAGCACGACCAAUGGCCACUGUUGUGGACCAAGGACAGAUCCCUACUGAAGGUAGGUGAACUUUUUAGUGAACAGAUAAGAAACAGAUGACUACCUGUAAACUCAUGUGUAUGCCUUACUCGUGCCAUGAAGCGAAAUAAGUCAGGCUUAAACGAUCAGUUCACAUACCGUUUUAAAGCAAAUUUUGGGAAAAAAUUGUUACAUUAAAUGCCCACAUACAAGAUGAAACUAUGGGCAGUGCUUCGGUCAAUCCCACGUAUUCUAUCUUGUCAAUAUAAACACUACAAAGCUAAAGCGAAACUAAAUAAAGAGGAAGGUUAAAGGGAAUGUCAAUAGGCAAGGGUUUUGAAAGUUUCUCUGAACAUCUUUCACAACUGUCUGCUCUUCAGGUGACUGCCACUACCCCGCUCAGAUGCCACCCGUCCCUACCUUCUGCAAAUUUUUCGUUACUGUACGUCAUCAACCAGAAGCAAAUGGACUCUUGGUUGCUCUGUAUGUAUUUACUCUUGAUCAAUUUCAAGAGGUAGGCUUAAUACUCUUUGACUGUGUGCACGAAAUGUACGAACCUAGACGAAGCUGCAUGUUUUGGUACAAGUCAUUUGGUUCAAUUUUUAUUAAUCAGAUUCACUACGGUAAUGCAGCACAUUUGUUUGUCUGGUUUUGGAGUGGUCUCUAAAACUGCUGCUACUCGAUAAGACCUUUAAUUAUUUGCAAACUGAGUUAGGAGCUAGAUUUCGAGAAUGAAAGAAAGCUGCAAGAAAACGUUAGCUUUUUUAAAUCUUUAAUUCUAUUCUGUUGUUCGUUGUCGAAAAUUCCCCAAGGUAUCGACAACUGUAUUCACCAAAAAGGAAGUCGACCAGGUCAGAUCUAAAGAAGGGAACUUCUGUGGGUAUGCAGGUUUAUUAUGACAAAAGAUAAAAACAACUCUCGUUGGAAUGUAUGUGGCUUUAAAAUAUCUAAAUAGAAUGGCAGUGUUAAACUUUUCCAAUGGUGUUGAGCAAAUUAUGUGAGAAGAAAAUGGACAUUGCUUUUAAAACUAAAUGUGUAUUAUAUCUUCUAAAAUUUUCUUGUAGUUGACGUGAAAAUUUAAGCAUCUCUUAACACUUUUCCUAGAGACCAUUUGCAAGAUGGCUUGAAGAAAAUAUGCUCUUUGUAGUCACAACUGGUCACGAACUCUUAAGCCAAGAAGAAAACUGGCCAUUUCAUACAGAGAAUAUACAGAACCAUGUUGACGUGAAUUUUCAACAGUUGAACGGGCAGUUUAGAAUUCUAAAUGUGGUACCAACUAAAAGAGUAAGUAAAUAAAAGCUCUCAAAAGGUACUUAUUGAGUUUAUUCUUGAGAUUGGCAAGGUCAUGUUAAUGUAAAUAUCACAACUUGGGCUCGUCAAAGAGGCUCUUUUCUCGCUCUUAAAAUUGUCCAAACAAAUCUUAUGUGUUAUUUUUCGAGAGAUUUUGUAUCGCUGAACUGGAAGUCGAGUGUCCGACCAAUUAAAAAAUGAAGAAAUUACUCCCUGGUUAUCGCUCAAAUCAAUAUCAAAUCAAACAACAAAGUGAACUAUAUGUUAGCUUCUAGCGCUACUGCUUGAAAGCAUGGGGGGUGGGGGAGGGUGUGGGGCAAGAAGACACACUCGGAAAGCUAUGUUAUUCUUUGGUGGGCUGUUAAGUAAAGUGCAGUUUUUUCCUCCUUUUGUAUUUCUUACUAUUACCUUCUUCACGUUCAGGUUUCUUUGACUACUAUAAAAUCCUCAAACCAGUACAGGAUGCCAGGACCCAUAGCUACUGUUUUUGUGGAAUGUCUUCCCGUGGAACCUGGAGAAAUAUCUCCACCACAGGAUCAUCUCAAAAUGACGUUAAUUUUUGAUGGAAACAACAUUCGAAAAAUGCUUAUUCCAAUAUGGGUAAGCUUAAUAUGUUACUACUUUUUAAAAUUUAAUCUACUAGAAGUUCUCAUUGAGAAGGAAAGUGCUGUCGUUAGUUGCGAAGGGAAUAGGACAAAGACAGUUCGUAGGACAGUUGAACAUAUGAAUUCUUUUUUAUUAAAGUCAAUAACUUAGACUUGCUGGCAUUAUGAAACACUCCAAGCGUGAUAUAAAAAAUGAAUCGAUCACGAUGACAAACAUGGUUACAUUCAUAUAACUCGCUAAGGUUUCAAUACCAUUUUGCAAUUCAUUUUAAUAAUGCACGAC